This is a messenger RNA of Closterium sp. NIES-65, 771 nucleotides long. The record is from the annotation of a GenBank genome assembly. NCBI's taxonomy places the organism in Eukaryota, Viridiplantae, Streptophyta, Zygnematophyceae, Desmidiales, Closteriaceae.
AUGGCCUCCCGUCCCGCCCCCGCCUCUCCUGCACCUGCAGUCGCUGCUUCCCUCGCCCUCCUCCACCUUUCUCUAGUCUCCCUCCUAGCUGCUUACCUCGCCAGCAAUGGCAAGCCACGACCUCCCCUCCUCCUCCGCCUCUCCUGCACCCGCACUAGCUGCUUCCUCACCCUCUCCGCCUUUCUCCCAUCUCCCUCCCAACUGCUCACCUCGCCUGCUAUGGCAAGCCACGCCCCCCCCCCACCCCGCCUCCGCCUCUCCUGCACCUGCACUCGGUUUCUUCCUCACCCUCCUCUGCCUUUCUCCAGACUCCCUCCAGCUGCUGACCUCACCAACAAUGGCGAGCCACGGCAUCCCCUCCUCUUCCUCUCCUGCACCUGCACUCGCUGCUUCCUCCACCCUCCUCCCCCUUUCUCCAGACUCCCUCCCUGCUGCUCACCUCGCCUGCAAUUGGCAGGGCACGACCUCCCCUCCGCCUCUGCCUCUCCUGCACCUGCACUCGCGGCUUCCUCACCCUCCUCCGCCUUUCUCCUGUCUCCCUCCCAGCUGCUCACCUCGCCUGCAAUGGCAAGCCACGGCCUCCCCUCUGCCAUGGCUCCACCUGCUCUUGCCGCUGCGUUCUGUCGCAUGGUGGCACGGGCACACGUUCGGAGGCAGCAGAUCGAUUGCUCUGAAAUUACGCAACGACAAAAAGAUUGGGCUGUGAGGGUCAUCACCGCUAUAGAUUCAUUCCCGGAUGUGGAUGAUGGUCUAAAGGCGAGUCAUGAGUAA